Messenger RNA from Symbiodinium natans, 348 nucleotides. The record is from the annotation of a GenBank genome assembly. Lineage: Eukaryota; Dinophyceae; Suessiales; Symbiodiniaceae.
AUGCCGGAUGGUGCCCUGGAUGAGGAGGACGAGCUCAACUUCCAAAAAUGGUGGGGUACAUCGGAGAGGCGGCUAAACGUGGCCAAAGCCAUGAUCCGCGACAUCUCCAUCAGCCUACGUGAAAAUCAGCGCCUUGAGUCCUUGGAUGCCGACGCCGGGCUGGACCAGGUGGUCCGUGAGCAGAAGCAGAAGAAGGAGAGGGUGUACACCCAGUGCCGCGAGCAUCAGAACGUCAUAGACACCUCUUACAGCUGUCUGCAGGAUAUGGCCCGAGCGUCAAAGCAGACGGUGGACAGCAUCACGCAGCUGACGCACCAGACUCCUAGCAGCACCCUGAUGCUGGGUUGA